CGGACCGGACCGCGGCAUGGAGGGCGCGUUCGCGCAGCACAACGCCAGCGGAACACACGACUGGACCCGGGUUGGGAGCGCGCUGCCGUGGAUCCACGUCAUCGCCGCGCUCGUCAGCGCUCUGGGCUCCGCUUCCGUCAUCACCCGUGUGACGUCACAGCGUGUGGGCGGGGCCACGUCCGAGGUAAGCGUCCGGGUCGGAGCGGUGAGCCGCCGCCGCCGUGACCUGUGCGGUGUCGUUGCAGGUGCGAGCGCUCUUCCUGCUGGCCGCAUCCGACCUGCUGCUCGCCCUCUGCGGACUGCUCGGGGGCGCGAUGCUCGUGCGCCGCGCCGGCGCCCUCGCCUGGUACCGCCUGCACGCCGCGCGACAGGUCGUGUGUAUCGCGUCCUUCUUCUACACGCUCAACUACGUGUGGAACGUGUACGCUCGGCUGCGUCUCAACCUUUGGUGCGUCCCUCACCCGCUUUCUGCGCAGUACGCGAUGCCAAGUGGCAAGAUGACCGCACUGCUUUCUGGCGUGGCUCCGCCUCUCCUGAUGGCGCCCGUCUUCAUCGGAGGAAGCGUCGGCGGCUGCGUCGCCGACUGCGGCGCCCCCUACAGAUGUCUGCUGACGCCCGUCGGCGCGCCUCCUGUCGCCGCCGGGCGACCGAUCGCGGCCUGCCGGCCGUUGCGCAUCUACGGCGGCGCCGUCUUCCUCGCCGCCUUCUUGCUCACGCUCGUCGGCAUGUUGCGGCGUGCCUGGUGGCCGUGCGCGCGACGACGUCAUCGACGGACGUCGGCGGCGCGUCCGUGGUCGUCUUGUACGUCGCGCAGGUGGGUUGCCUUCGCGCGACUUUUGGUGUGAGCGCUCGGGUCAAGGGUCACCUGUACGUACGUGCGCACGGCAGGCCGUCACGUCGGCGUCGCCGGGCGUCCUCCGCUUCGCCGCGCUGGCGUGCGCGCGCGGCCCACCGGGACGGAUUCCGGCGCGGCGCGACGCCGACGCGCAGACGCCGCUGCUGCGAGCGCAGAAGACGAGCGCGAGGAGCUACCGAACUUGAGGACCGCGCCCCGCCCGUCCGACGACACCCGCGAGAACGAGGAAAGAGGCCGGCACGGCGACGAAAGGAAGUUUGCAAGCUCGCCAUUCCUCUCUCGUGACAAAUGAGACGUUUUCAGGCACGAAUCCAUUCCAACGAAUCUUCCGCUUUCCGCAAGAUUCGGCUCCGCUGCGCUCCAGUAUGAUCGCCGCUGUUACUGCGAGUGACAGGGGUGUGAAGACUUUCUCCAACCUAAUCUUUUCAUUUUACUCAACUCACUAAAACAAUCUAUCAGUGUAGCUGAAGCUAUCCGAAGCAACAAUCCAUUGCUUUUUAUACAUUCUGUGGCGGGCCGCCAAUGGCCCCCGGGUCGUCACUUGGACAUCCGCUGCGGUGAUUGUGUCGCUCAUGUGUCACGUGACGAAUAAAGUGAAAGUGCUUUGUCAUUUCAAACACUGAAUGCGUGUGGCUUUAUGUGGAGCACACAAACUGACCUCGAUUUGCUUGCGACGCGUUGAAAAAGGGCGCUGACCCGCACAACGCCCGGACGCGACCUCACUA
This is a messenger RNA of Phycodurus eques (leafy seadragon), 1581 nucleotides long. RefSeq names its product transmembrane protein 116 (gene tmem116). The record is from RefSeq and is a predicted model, not a curated record. Gene Ontology annotation, molecular function: G protein-coupled receptor activity. Bases 17 to 1141 code for a protein of 374 amino acids. Gene Ontology annotation, cellular component: plasma membrane. Gene Ontology annotation, biological process: adenylate cyclase-activating G protein-coupled receptor signaling pathway. NCBI's taxonomy places the organism in Eukaryota, Metazoa, Chordata, Actinopteri, Syngnathiformes, Syngnathidae. The transcript has 8 exons.